Molecule: messenger RNA, 1992 nt
Organism: Gloeophyllum trabeum ATCC 11539
Lineage: Eukaryota; Fungi; Basidiomycota; Agaricomycetes; Gloeophyllales; Gloeophyllaceae
Exons: 8
Coding region: 1-1992 (663 amino acids)
Source: RefSeq, a predicted model, not a curated record
AUGUUCGGAUCACUCCAAACAUUCACCGAGGGCCAGGAGGUUAUGGUUACUGCUUUGACAAGUUUAAACCUUCAGUCAUCAGCAACUGGGCUUCACAAGUCCGCAGUUCCACUUUACACUUACACGAAGUUGCGGGUAUGUCGACAAGCAAUUAUGGGUACACCAAGGAUAGAUUCCUUGGCUGAGGCGAUUCCGAGCGACGUGCUCCAGGUCGACCUUUCUCGGCCUGGGAGUGAAAUCGGGACGCAGCUUCCUGCCCUGAACCAGUUCUACAGCUUGAUCGCAGUAAGGAGUCGAGCGGCACGGUUCAUGUCGAGGGUGCUUAGAAUGGGCGGAACCUUCAAGGACCUACAAGGACUAGGGAAGGCGGUAUCGGCGAUGCGAAACCGUAGCGGAACAUUACUGAGAAACGGACUAGUCUUCGCCGAUACGCAGCAACCCAGGGCUGUUAUCCACAAGUCUGCAGAUGCAAAAGGUGUCAAAAUGGUUCUCGGAGUUGGCAAAGAAGCCGCCGUCAUGCGCAUCAAAACUACAUCAGGGAAAAGCGUAUUGAUCCCACUGAUCCGAGACCCCACUUCAAGGUCCACAGCCACAAGUGUCAAAGUCAAGUGGCCGCAAGUUAUCGAAGCCAGCCGCUUAGGGUGCGAUGAUGGCUCCAUCCUGUGGCGGACCAUUGCGAUGUAUAUGAAUAUCUGCGCCUUGGUGGCCCGCCCGCCUCUCUCCUCCCCUCACCCUGAGCCCGCCUCCGUACGCAUGGCACCAGCCAAUGUCCACACAUUAUCCAAGCGCGAGAGCACAACUCUGGCCGCCCCCAUUAUUGUGGGGAUUGUCGCGGGGGUUGUAGCUUUCUUCCUCAUACUCCCGCUUGCAUGGCUCCUCGUCUGGAGGCGAUGGAAGAGGCAGCAAGUGCAUAAGAAGCAGCCUCAGCCAGUGCGGCGCAUGAGCUUGGAUUCUAAAUCUAGCUUCGACCUCCCACCCGGGCUGUCGAAGAUUGUUCCCGAUCCACCUUUACCCUCACCAAAGAGCGAGUCCAGAUACUUUUCGAUGCUAUCGUCUCUCCAGCGCUCGCCGUUGCUGCGGGACUCGGAGAUAUGUCCGCCAUCCUUGGCGCCGCCUUCAUCCCGCAAUCCCCCAGGGCUUGCAACCCAUUCACGACCUCCGUCGAUCGAUGAAGAGUCCGAGAAGUACACGCUUGCGGUAGCUAAGCGGUUAAGUACCAGAUCGGCGCUGAUGCGCUUCAAGCCCAGCCUCAGCCGCUCGAGUUCGACCACCUCCGCGAGUGUCUACUCCGUCGCGUCCGCCCCAAUAUCCGAGCACGAGCGCAUCCUCAUGCAGGCGUCUCUCCAGCCUAUGCCUGUUUCAGCACCAGCAUGGAUGGCUUCGAUGCCGAGACCCGAGAUGGGAGCAGGUGCGUCCGCGCCCGCGCCAGCGGGGAGGGUGACUGGUGUCAGACCGUUGCCGCCCAUUCUCAUCCCUGGAAAUGGGAAGACAUCCCAGCCAGCGGGUCGUCGUCUCAGCGCGCAAGUGCGCAAGCUGCCGGCCAUUCCGGAUACGGCGUCCUCGAAUGACCACUCUCGCCCGCUAUCCAUGGAUCUUGAUUUCCCAGUGAUGGCACCUACCCCAUCCACCGACGAUGGAAGCCAAAGGGAUUCGCCUGCGCGUCCCAAAUCUCACACAUCUUGGGCUCCUGCACUUGACAUCUCUUCGUUUGCGGCGGCUGGUCGUUCAAUAAUGAGUUUCGUGGCCCCAGCCUCCCCCGCCCCAUCACCCGCUCCCUCCGACUCUACAGGGUCCACCAUCAGACCUUGGCAGCCACAAAUACCGCCUGUUGCACCGCUUUUUAUAGCAACGCGUACCAGCGCCGUCCUACCCGAUCGGGAGGGGUUGUCGGCCUCGCCACCUCACGUCUUGCCUACGCUCCAGGCUCCUCCGGACGUGCCGGCCCCGUCGGUGCCUGCUAGGUCGCCCAUGCGUGGAGCGUUUGCGGUGUAA